AUGCCGUAUGAGGCUGCCACCGGCGACCAGCGACCAGCGACCAUGUGCACGCGGCCUUUGCAAACGCCUCGAUCCGCUGACACGCCCUCGCCUCGACCGUCUGACGCCUUGAUGCCUGUGACGCCGCCCUCAUGGCCCGCCUCGGAUCCAUGGUCGACGGUGACUAUUUCAGCAAUGGUCUGCUGCAACAACUGCCAGAGGGGCCAUGAAGAAAACACAAUCUCCUCCCUCUCUGCUGCACAGCUUACACCUACAUACAUGCUGCUAACGCCUAACAGCAGUGAGGCGACCCAACACUUCUGGGGUCACGCUGCUAGCCCUAUGCAUCACCACUACCUCUGA
This is a messenger RNA of Bipolaris oryzae ATCC 44560, 342 nucleotides long. RefSeq lists its product as uncharacterized. Lineage: Eukaryota; Fungi; Ascomycota; Dothideomycetes; Pleosporales; Pleosporaceae. Bases 1 to 342 code for a protein of 113 amino acids. The record is from RefSeq and is a predicted model, not a curated record. The transcript has a single exon.